AUGCCGAGCAUAUUCUCCUACCAGAGUGCUGAAGUCGACUGGUGUGAAGGCAACUUUGACCGCUCGAAAGUCAUUGCCGAGUACUACAACACCAUCAGCAAUGUAAGCUUCUUUGUCCUUUCUCCUGCCCUGCUCUACCUGAACCGGCAGUACUGUCAGCAGCGUGCCUUGCCCUUGUAUUUCGUCUCUGGCCUGCUCUUCUGUGUAGGAAUCUUCUCCAUGUACUUUCACAUGACCCUGAGCUACGCGGGACAGCUCUUGGAUGAGCUCUCCAUCCUCUGGACACUGGCUGUGGCAUAUGCCGUUUGGUACCCAAGGGUUUACUUCCCCAGGUGCAUCAAGAGCAGGAAGCAUUUCUUCUGGUUGAGUGGCAUCACCACCGUGAUCAGUACCUUGAUGUCCUUCAUCAAACCAGCCUUCAAUGCCUACGUGCUCAACUGCAUCGCCUUCCACCUGCUGUACCUGACACGGCGUGAGCUGAAAAAGUGCAAAGACAAAAGGGUUCACCGGAUGGCCAAGGUCAUGGUGAUGUGGUGGGUACUGGCCAUCAGCAGCUGGAUCAGCGACCGGUGGCUCUGUGGGCUCUGGCAGGCCAUCAACUUCCCCUACUUCCACAGCUUCUGGCAUAUUCUGAUAGCCAUGUCCCUCCUAUACUGCUGCCCACUGGUCAUCUACUUUGACAUCAACUACGAGAUGCCAACAUUCAAGCCAAAGCUAGGAUAUUGGCCCAGUGACUCUUGGCCUGUUGUGGUGCCUUACAUUAUCCUGGAGGAGCCCCACAAGCAGUGCUAG
Molecule: messenger RNA, 792 nt
Organism: Nestor notabilis (Kea)
Lineage: Eukaryota; Metazoa; Chordata; Aves; Psittaciformes; Psittacidae
Gene: ACER1
Product: alkaline ceramidase 1
Exons: 6
Coding region: 1-792 (263 amino acids)
Biological process (GO): ceramide metabolic process
Cellular component (GO): membrane
Molecular function (GO): hydrolase activity, acting on carbon-nitrogen (but not peptide) bonds, in linear amides
Source: RefSeq, a predicted model, not a curated record